AUGAGUCAGAAAUGUGCAACUGACUCUGAGAGUGCAAGUGCCAAGAAAAAACAGCACAAAAGCAUAAUGUUGGAGCUUAAACUGGAUGUCCUGAAGCCAAUUGAAGCAGGGGAAUGCCAGAAUGGGGUCUGUAGAGCAUUGAAUUUGGCUGGGUCAACUGUUAGGACCAUAUUGAAAAAUAAAGACAAAAUACAAGAAUGUGGUAGAAUUGUAACUCCUUUGAAUGCUCUGAAACUCAGUAGGAGUAAGGGUCCAAUUAGGUUAGAAAUGGAGAGGCUGUUAAGUGUGUGGAUUGAAGAUACAACUCAAUGCUGUAUGCCCUUGAGUAUCCUGCUUAUUCAGAAGGCUAAGAGUCUGUAUGAUGAUUUACAGAAAAAUUUGCCUGAGGGGUCUACUUCUGAGCCCUUUUAUGCAAGUAAGGGGUGGUUCGAAAGAUUUAAGACAUACAGCAACUUGCAUAAUGUUUCUAUUCAGGGGGAGGCUGCUAGUGCUGACACCCAAGCAGCUUCCAGUUAUAGAAAUAAGCUUGUGGAAAUUAUUGAGGAGCGGGGUUAUAUGCAAGUCCUCAAUGCUGAUGAGACAGGCCUCUUCUGGAAGAGGAUGCCUUCUAGGACCUGCAUUUCCAGGGAGAAGUUGAUGCCAGGUUUUAAGGUGUCCAAGGUGACUUACUUUAUUGUUUGGUGGUAA
Molecule: messenger RNA, 687 nt
Organism: Gavialis gangeticus (Gharial)
Lineage: Eukaryota; Metazoa; Chordata; Crocodylia; Gavialidae
Product: CENPB DNA-binding domain-containing protein 1-like
Exons: 1
Coding region: 1-687 (228 amino acids)
Cellular component (GO): nucleus
Molecular function (GO): DNA binding
Source: RefSeq, a predicted model, not a curated record